Messenger RNA from Striga hermonthica, 468 nucleotides. NCBI's taxonomy places the organism in Eukaryota, Viridiplantae, Streptophyta, Magnoliopsida, Lamiales, Orobanchaceae. The record is from the annotation of a GenBank genome assembly.
AUGGCGACGAAAGCUAUUCCCAGGGCUUCCUUGGAUUUCCCCACUUUCUCAAUCAAAGCCUCCGUUACCAAUUCAAUGCCAAACGCGUCGAAUAUUCGUUCUCCCAAAUGGGUUUCUCUCAAAAUCAAUUGUUCUUUUUCUUCACGCCCGUUGCGUGCCCAAAUCAAGUCGAAAUGCAGCAAUGGAAGUCAAGUGAUAGAGUGCAAAGGGGUAUUCAUUAAGGAAGAAAGUGACGCAAAACCAAGCGAAGAACUUCGAAGGAAGAAGAUGGCGGUUUUUGUCUCCCGCGGAGGCUCCAAUUUCCGGUCAAUUCACCGGGCCCAACUCGACGGGUCCGUUCAUGGCGACGUCGUCGUUUUAGUGACGAAUAAACCUGGGACGAUUGGAGAUGAUUUUCCUCUAACCCACCCGUUUCCUGCUUGUAUGAAGAGUGGGUUGGAGAUGCUCUUAUUUAUGUCCCCAAAGUGA